Messenger RNA from Erigeron canadensis, 1569 nucleotides. RefSeq names its product sulfhydryl oxidase 2-like. The transcript is spliced from 12 exons. The record is from RefSeq and is a predicted model, not a curated record. Bases 1 to 1569 code for a protein of 522 amino acids. Lineage: Eukaryota; Viridiplantae; Streptophyta; Magnoliopsida; Asterales; Asteraceae. Gene Ontology annotation, cellular component: Golgi membrane. Gene Ontology annotation, biological process: protein folding. Gene Ontology annotation, molecular function: flavin-dependent sulfhydryl oxidase activity; protein disulfide isomerase activity.
AUGUUUAACCUAUUGCUAAAAUUAUUAUUACUAUUUACGGCGCUGUUAAUUCUUUCAUCAUCAGCUUUACCCACGGUAGAAUUGAAUCGUCAGAUACUUCGUGCGAUAAACCACCGCCGGGGGAGCAGGGACAAAUCGUCGAAUUUUGUUAUUGAUUUAAACGCCACUAAUUUCGAUUCUGUUCUUAAAGAAACACCCGCUUCUUAUGUUAUUGUUGAGUUCUACGCUCACUGGUGCCCGGCGUGCAAUAAUUUUAAGCCGCACUAUGAAAAAGUCGCAAAACUUUUUAAUGGAGCCGAUGCGGUUCAUCCUGGAGUUUUAUUAAUGACAAGAGUUCACUGUGCCAAUAAGAUAAAUACUAAGCUUUGUAUUAAGUUCUCUAUAUCUCAUUACCCGAUGCUCUUAUGGGGCCCACCUUCUAAGUUCGUUGGUGGUCAUUGGAAUGGAAAGAAAGAAAAAAGCGAAAUCUAUCCUAUCGAAGAUUCGAGAACUGCUGAACACUUGUUGGCAUGGAUUAAUACAAAAUUGGAAAGCUCGUACGGUUUUGAAGAUGUGAAAUUUGAAAACGAUAAGCUUCUUCAGUCAAAUGUCUCGGACACUGGACAGAUUGCACGUGCUAUAUAUGACGUUGAAGAAGCCACAAGUGUUGCAUUUGACAUCAUUCUGCAACACAAGAUGAUAACUUUGGAUACUCGGGCCACAUUCAUAAGGUUCUUGCAAGUUAUGGUGGCUUAUCACCCUUCCAGGAGGUGCCGAAAGGGAAGUGCUGAAAUACUUGUGAAUUUUGAUGAAUUGUACCCUUCAAAAGUGUUGUCAAUGGACAAAGAUGAACCAACUAAUAGCACUGGACUUGGUGCUCUGCAUACCUAUCCGAUUUGUGGAACACAAGUUCCUCGUGGAUAUUGGAUGUUUUGUCAUGGCAGCAAGAACAAUACUAGGGGAUUCAGUUGCGGGUUAUGGGUUCUAUUACAUUCACUCUCGGUAAGAGUGGAUGAUGGAGAGAGCUGGCACGCAUUUACAGCUGCGUGUGAUUUUAUCCACAACUUUUUCAUCUGUGAAGAGUGUCGUCAACAUUUCUAUGACAUGUGCAUGAGUGUUUCUUCUCCAUUCAACACUACGCGUGACUUUGCCCUCUGGCUAUGGACCACGCACAACAAAGUCAAUGAGAGACUAAUGAAGACUGAAGCAUCUCUUGGAACCGGUGAUCCCAAAUUUCCAAAAGUGAUAUGGCCUCCAAAACUGCUCUGUCCUUCUUGUUAUGCUACCACCAAAAAUCAAACGGAAACUAAUGUUAUCGUUUGGGAUUAUAAUGAGGUGUUCAAGUUUUUAAUCAGUUAUUAUGGGAACAUGCUCGUGUCCCGCUACAAGGAUAAAGAUACGGAGAUCAAAAGCAAUGUUGAUCAAAAAAGCAACAUGGGUUCAGAAGAUUUGGUUGCGCCAAGUAGUGCACUUGUGGUGCCAGUUGGCGCUGCAAUGGCGAUUGCAGUGGCUAGCUGUUUGUUUGGAGCGUUGGCGUAUGUUUGGCGGUCACAACAAAAGAACCAGAAGCCAAAGAGAAGCUGGAGCUGA